This is a messenger RNA of Sporisorium graminicola, 3735 nucleotides long. RefSeq lists its product as uncharacterized. The record is from RefSeq and is a predicted model, not a curated record. The transcript has a single exon. Lineage: Eukaryota; Fungi; Basidiomycota; Ustilaginomycetes; Ustilaginales; Ustilaginaceae. The coding region runs from base 1 to 3735 and encodes 1244 amino acids. Gene Ontology annotation, molecular function: protein binding.
AUGAGCAUCUCUCCGCGCCACCGCGCCAUCAGCCCGCCUACACCAGCACCGUCGCCACAACCCGACCUCCACACCUCGAUACGCCUCGCCAACAAUGCCGCAGCAGUAGCAGCAGCAGCUUCGUCGUCGUCAUCGGGCGCAGGCGCAUCGCAUGGCUUGGUCAUCGAUCCGCAUGAUCCAUCGCAGCUGCUCAAGCAUCUCUCACUCGUCGUGCCGCAGUACACGCAGUCCGCACGCUUCAAGCUCGUCUCAGAACUUGCGGAUCUCUUUAGCCUGCGCGAACUCGCCCAUCUCUCGUCGCUCAUUACGCCUAGGCUCAAGGUCGACUUCCUCUCGGCGCUCCCCAUCGAGGUCAGCCUCAACAUUCUCAGUUUCAUUGAUGACCCAAAGACACUCGCACGAGCCAGCUGCGUCAGUCGCUUCUGGAGGAGUCUCGUCAACGAUGAACACACCUGGAAGGUCAUGUGUCUUAAGCACAAGUAUCGCAGACGUGGUAGUAGCAAUGCUGCCAUCCACUCGCUCGAUGAUCGUCUUAUGCGCUCCAUGACCACCCCUUCGCUAGCGCACGCCCUGUCUACGCCACGCAUCACCGCCACCAACCUUGCCGGCUCUUCGACCGCAGCAGCAGCGUCGCAGAACACCAGGGGCAGCGUCUCUGGCUCGCUUGGCAUCCUCCUCGAACAGCCGCUCCGUGCUGACCCAUCCUCCAGCGACUAUGGGGACGAUAACGACGAGGACGAUGCAGCUGUGCUUGCAUCCUUGUACCAACGCUACCGAGACCGCGGCCUUGACCCUUCCAACGCCCUUCACGAGCUGCGCACCCUCCACGACCUCUUUCUCAGCAAGCAAGACGGCGCUCACGAUAGCCUCAACGGGCCCAUGUCCGAGGCCGAUCUCGCCUUUUACGCCCAGCUCGAGGAGAUCGUCCAGGAAGAGAGUCAUGCACGCUACGGAGACGAGCCCGCCCCGCUCGACGAUGCGAUCGCUGUCCAAUCCAGCCCGGCAGCGCUUGUCCCGGCCACUUCUUCAUCUAGCUCAAGGCUGCUGUUCACCCCGAACGCAGACGUUUCGGCCCCUUCCACCUCGUCUCACCUUGGAUGGUUGAGCGCAGGCCCAUCCUCUUCCCAGCAAUCCAGAGCAGUCGCUUCAUCGCCUCCACCUGCUGCGUCCUCGUCCAGCCCCGCCCUGAGUGGAGCGUAUCGAACUAGAGGCGGCCGUCUUGAUCGACUGCAAGGCUGGCAGCAGCACGCCACGCCGGCAGCUUACACCACCCCCCGACGCCCCAGCGAUGCUGAAGCCGAAGCGGACAGCAGUCGCCUCGCCAACGACUCGGACGAGGCGAUGGACAUGGACGAACAUGACGAUCUCGUCUCUACUAUCGCAGCUUCCACCUCCAGCGACGCACCCAACCUGCGUCCGAUCGGCCAGCCUCCCAAUGCACCCCUGCUAGCCUCUCUGCCGCACCACGACUCGCCCACCGGUCGAUUCUCCGCAUCCGUCGCAUCACCUUCUGCCACGAUACAAGCUGCUGCUCCCCCCCGAGGCACUGCAUGCAGCUCGUCGUUGGUGCCCGGUCCUCGUGAACCGCGCCGCAAUCCGGUCUGUCGCAAUGCUGCUGCACAGGGUCUCAGGAGGUCCGAAUCUGCUACUGCUGACAGGGACGAUCCAGAUGCGCUCGCUGGUCUCAAUCUGCUCGGCAGUCCCAUCUCCCGAUCGCCCGUACAGGAGCGCCAGUCCAACGCCGGCCCAUCGCGCCACUCGCUCACUCCACCAACGACAGCGCACGUUCAUCGCCAUCGAUCCGCCAAGUUGCCCUUUAGCUACCGCACUCACUUCAAGAUGGCCUACCUGACCGAGUCCAACUGGCGCAAAGGCGGUCGACUCCAGACGCAGCAUGUCUCUGCCGAUGCGGGCCACGUCGUUACCAGCUUGGCCAUCGACAGCGAAUGGAUCGUCGUCGGCAUGGCCAACUCCAAGAUCCACGUCUUUAGCGCAGAGACCGGUCUGUAUGCACACACGCUGCUCGGACACGAUGCAGGCGUGUGGUGUCUCACGCUCAUCAGCCGCACAGGCAAGAGCAAGAAGCACGCCGAUGCGCAGGCUGCGUCUUCCGAGCGAGGCAAGGGCAAGAUGGUUGUUACGGAUCCCGAGGAUGGCAGCGGUGGCAAGCCGUACCAAGCUGCUGCAGACGGCGAUCUGCGUCUAAUUCAUCAUGAUCCACGCCCUGAUGCUGCUGAUGUCUUGCUCUCGCCUCCCUCGUCUUCUGUCGAGCUGACCGAGGAAGACGUGUUUGGCGCUCGUAGACUGCCGUCGUCCGCCUCAAGCACCCCUGCAGCGGGCAAGGCGCGACAGACGUACGGCCACGGCGAGACGCUGCAAUGGUUCCACAAAGCUCGCCGUGCUCUGCGACGCCAGCAGAGCGCAAGGAGAGCUGCGGCAGCUGCCUCGACGUCCGGCGAAGAAUCGCAUGCUCUGUAUCAUACCAUCCUGGACGAGCAGGACUGCAACUUGGCGGCAGGUGAAUCCGAUGCCGAUUUGUCCAUCCGCUCCGAGGGGCCAUCGCUGGUGCACCGCGAGCUGCGUUCCUCGAGCAGAGCACACGCCCAGCGCGAGAAUGCCCGAGCUAUCGCCGAAGCAGAAGCAGGUGCCAUUCGCGACGCUAUCAUGGCCGAUGGUACGGGCCAAGUGCCACCCGAGCUAGCUGAAAAGAUUCGUCAGGAAGGCGAGAAAGCGUCCCAGGCGGCUGCGGCUGGUACUGCUGCUGCUGCUGCGGAUGCGGCCGGCGAUGGUGGUGGAGCUGGUGGCCGAGAGCGUGCACGCACAUCGUCGGCUUCUGGGUUUACUGCUACCACGACGCAGCUGACGGGUAACGCGCUUGGUUUGGGCAAUCCAUGCGGCAGCGUUCUGGGCUACGGGAAUGCAGAUGCGGUUGUGGUGAGCGGCGGCUGCGACCGCGACGUUCGCGUGUGGGACCUGCGCACGGGCGAGUGCAAGCACGUGCUGCGCGGCCAUACUUCAACGGUGCGCUGCCUCAAGGUGCUCGACGGCAAGCCGAUUGCCGUGUCUGGUUCGCGCGAUUCGACGCUGCGCGUGUGGAACGUCGAGACGGGCGAGCAUGUGCACCUGCUUGCGGGCCACCAGCACUCGGUGCGAUGCAUCGAAGUCGCGGGCAACAAGGUGGCUUCUGGCAGCUACGACGGUACCUGCCGUGUAUGGGACCUGGACACGGGCCGAUGCCUGCACACGCUCCGCGGUCACAUUCACUACAUUUACGCUGUCGCGUUCGACGGCAAGCGUGUGGCGACGGGUUCGCUCGACUCGACGGUGCGCGUAUGGUCGGCCGAGACGGGUGAUUGCCUGGCGCUGUUCCAAGGCCACACGUCGUUGGUAGGGCAGUUGCAGUUGCUGGACAACACGCUGGUCACCGGUGGCUCGGAUGGACGUGUGAUCGUGUUCAGUCUCAAGACGUACGAGUGCUUGCACCGGCUGUGCGCGCACGACAACUCGGUGACGUGCUUGCAGUUCGAUGAGCGGUACAUCAUCACGGGCGGCAACGACGGGCGGGUCAAGCUCUGGGACUUUACCACGGGCAAAUUUAUCCGCGAGAUUUGCGAGCCGUGCGAGCAGGUGUGGAAGGUGAGCUACCGCGACGACAAGGUGGUGGUGCUGUGCAAGCGCGGCGAAAAGACGUGCAUGGAUGUGAUCACGUUCCGACCUGCUGCCGACGAGAUGUGA